GACUGCCAGCUGGAGGCUUGAGCUUCCGGAUCCUGCAAGGGCUCCCGGCGCCCCAGGGAGCUGCCCUGUCCAGAUCAUGGACCCUGAAGUGUCCUUGCUGCUGCAGUGCCCCCCAGGGGGGCUUCGGGAGGAGCAGGUGCGGGCUGAGCUGAGCCCAGACCACGACCGUCGCCCACUGCCAGGAGGGGACGAGGCCGUCGCUGCCAUCUGGGAGAGCCGGCUACAGGCUCAGCCCUGGCUCUUUGACGCCCCCAAGUUCCGCCUGCACUCAGCCAUCUUGGCACCCACUGGCUCACAGGGACCACAACUGCUCCUGCGCCUGGGCCUGACUUCCUACCGAGACUUCCUAGGCACUAACUGGGCCAGCUCAGCUUCCUGGCUGCGACAGCAGGGGGCCGCUGACUGGGGUGACAGGCAAGCCUACCUGGCAGACCCUCUGGGGGUUGGCGCCACACUGACGACUGCAGAUAACUUCCUUGUCUUCCUGCGUCGCUCUCGGCAGGUGGCCGAGGCACCUGGGCUGGUGGAUGUGCCUGGUGGGCACCCUGAGCCUCAGGCCGUGUGCCCUGGUGACAGCCCUCUGCACAAGGACCUCCCUGGGGAGCUGGUGGUGCAUGAGCUCUUCUCCAGUGUCCUCCAGGAGAUCUGUGAUGAGGUGAACGUGCCACUGUCCACCCUGAGCCAGCCACUGCUAUUGGGCAUUGCCCGCAAUGAGACCAGUGCCGGCCGCGCCAGUGCCGAGUUCUACGUCCAGUGCAGCCUGACUUCCGAGCAGGUGAAGAAGUACUACUUGAGUGGGGGAGCCGAGGCCCACGAGUCUACCAGAAUCAUUUUUGUGGAGACACAGAGGGUAUGGAGGUUGCAGGAGACCGAAAUGUGGGUUGAGCUCUGCCCCUCGGCUAAAGGCGCUAUCUUCCUCUACAACCAAGUCCAGGGAAGUCCCACCUGAGUCGCCCUAGGGCCCUCAGCCCUCGCACAACUUGGAAGACAAUAAAGGACUUUAUUCUUGGAUUCCA
Callorhinus ursinus (northern fur seal) is the source of this 1016-nucleotide messenger RNA. It is a transcript of the gene NUDT22, whose product is annotated as nudix hydrolase 22. Gene Ontology annotation, molecular function: GDP-mannose hydrolase activity. Lineage: Eukaryota; Metazoa; Chordata; Mammalia; Carnivora; Otariidae. The record is from RefSeq and is a predicted model, not a curated record.